This is a messenger RNA of Mercenaria mercenaria, 1935 nucleotides long. RefSeq names its product hsp90 co-chaperone Cdc37-like. Lineage: Eukaryota; Metazoa; Mollusca; Bivalvia; Venerida; Veneridae. Gene Ontology annotation, molecular function: protein kinase binding; protein-folding chaperone binding; heat shock protein binding. Gene Ontology annotation, cellular component: cytoplasm. The transcript is spliced from 11 exons. The record is from RefSeq and is a predicted model, not a curated record. The coding region runs from base 96 to 1211 and encodes 371 amino acids. Gene Ontology annotation, biological process: protein folding; protein stabilization.
AAAUAUCACAACGUGUUGUUUUCUUAUCAAUUUACUUCCGGUUCCGUUUCAAACUGAAAAAUACGCAUUUUGUAGUUUUUGAGAUUUAAUACGAAAUGUCGACAAUUAAUUACAGUAAAUGGGAUCAUAUUGAGAUAUCAGAUGAUGAAGAUGACACUCAUCCCAACAUCGACACACCAAGUUUGUUCCGAUGGCGACAUCAGGCAAGGGUUGAGAAAAUGGAAGAAGCAAAGAAAGAGAAAGAAACAUUAGCAAAAGAACAUUCAACCAAUCAGCAGAAGAUACAGCAGAUGAAACAGAAACUAAAAGAAGUCGAGGAAAAGGAAUCAAUGGACAAUUUUGAAAAAAUGAAGAAAGAACUUAAAGAGCUUGAAAAACAAGAAUCGGAAUAUCAGAAAAAAGAAGAAGAACUGAAAAAGAAAGAAAAGCUUACACCAUGGAACAUAGACACUAUUUGCCAUGAAGGAAAAUCAAAAACAAUAAUCAACAAAUAUGAUAAAAAUGAUGACAAAGACUUAACAGAGGAAGAGAAAGCACAGAGACAGGAGGAAUUUACCAAAAAGCACAGACAGGAAGUGAAGAAAUAUGGAAUGUUCAGUAAAUACGAUGACAGCCAGGAAUACCUCACUCAGCACCCAGACCUUGUGUGCGAGGAGACAGCUAAUUAUCUGGUCCUGUGGUGUAUUGAUUUAGAAAUAGAGGAGAAACAUUCUCUCAUGGAGCAAGUCGCCCACCAGACCAUUGUAAUGCAGUUUAUAUUGGAGCUUGCAAAGCAAAUGGAACUAGAUCCUCGAAGUUGUGUCAGGCCAUUCUUCUCAAGAAUAAAGGUGGCACAGAAAGAAUACCUUGAUGCAUUUAAUGAUGAACUUGAGGGGUUCAAACAAAGAAUAAGGACCAGAGCUAAACAGAAAAUAGAUAAGGCAAUCAAGGAACAUGAGGAGGAAGAGAGACAGAAGAGACUUGGUCCUGGUGGUUUAGACCCUAUGGAAGUGUUUGAUUCAUUACCUGAUGAACUUAAGGAGUGUUUUGAAUCAAAAGACAUAGCAAAGUUACAGGAGGUUGUUAUGAAAAUGCCCAAGGAAGAUGCAGAAUAUCACAUAAAACGGUGUGUGGAUUCAGGGCUGUGGGUGCCUAAUGCUCAGGAUGCUGACAGUGGGGCAGGGGAGGGGGCAGAGUCAAAGGAGGAGGAGACUUAUGAGGAAGUUGAUUGACAGGUUAAUGAGCAAAUGAACUAAAGACAUUGUGAUUGAUGGAGAAAGAAAAUGAAUGAAAUAUCCAAACAGAACAAAUUGUCAUCUUCAGUAUAUUACAAUCUUACCAAAGAUAUUUUGUCAGAUCUUGUGAAAUCAUGAAUAUUAGUGGUAGCCUUUUUUGGUGAUUUCAUGUAUGAGUAAAUACAAAAAGAAUCUGAUUGAACAAAUAAAAUUCACAUUCAUUUUAUUUUCAAAAAUCCCUAAAUUCAUAUACUAACAAAAAUAGCCAGUUUGGCCAAGGCCGCAAAAUUUCAUUCCCUUGAAAAUAAAAUUUGUCAGUAUGCCAUAAAAACUACUUAAUAAACAGGAAUUUAUUAUUAUACGCCCGUCUCUGAAAGAGCGGGCCAUAUUAUGUGAACAACAGUGGCAGGCGGGCAGUUGGCGUCCAAAGCAUGUCCACUUUCUAAGUCAAACAUUUUUCAUCCGAUCUUCACCAAACUUGCUGACAAUGUUUGUGGGCAUAAUAUCUCGGCUAAGCACAAUAACCAGUCAAAUCCAGGCACUCCUGGAUUAUGGCCCUUGAAUCACUCAAAAAAACCAGGAAUUUAGCCUUGUCCGCUCUCUAAGUCAAAACAGUUUUCAUCAGAUCUUCACUAAACUUACUGACAAUGUUUAUGGGCAUAAUAUCUCGGCCAAGUUUGAUAAUCAGCCAAAUCACCCCAGGCAUUCUUGGAUUAUGACC